UAUGUCAACAGUCCUCAUCACUUCUCUACCCGGGCCGCUCAUGCAACAAUUCACACCACUAGUACAACCUCAUACUACUCGCACGCCUCGUCCUCGCUGUCCGUACUUCAAGAUGAGCGCUUCUCCAGACAACCCGAGGCUGGCUUCGAACGUCCUUGAGGUGUGGCUGAUUCAAGCUUAAGCAAUCGGCUACCUGUACCUCCGCGCCAUUAGCAAGGUUUGUCACCGUGCCAUGGGACUUGCUACACAAAACAUAACAUCCCUCUGCAGGAGAACGGAUUAAGAGCGGUAGGAAGGGCGGUACAGAUAGAGAAAGCUCUGCUCAUCAAAUGGUCAGCCGGAGAUCUGGACGCCAAAACGAUUGGGGCAUGAAAGUGGGCCCGUCGGAUGCCAGCAUGCCCUAGCCUUUUGAUGGUUAGUAGUCAUUCCAGCGUGCCGACCAUCCGUAUACCCUCGAUACACGUUCCUACCCUACCGACUCAACCGGCCACGAGUUUAGUACGAAAACAGCUCCCCAGGUUCGACAUCGCCUAAGCCAGGCCAAAUAAUGCUGACUAGUAGAGGCUUUUGGCGCGGCUUGUAUAUCAAGCCGGCCGAGCCAAGCCGCUAGGCCGUGCCUAUUGAACACUAGUAAGUUAUCUGCUACAGCGAAACGCGAGAUUAUCUGAGCACGCGGUACCUUCACCGACGCUGCUACGGUGUCACUUGGGCCGCCCCAACGUCACCAUACAUCCAUCGGCCACGAAUAUUGAUUAAACGUUCGCCGUUCACGAUUCACACCGGCGGUGAGUCUGGCUUGUCUUAUGAUCCUCACCUCUUCUGCUGGCCUUUGUGACAUGUUUUUAGUGGCAGUGUCGUGGUUUACACCCGACGAAGCCGUGACUUGACCGUAUCGUAGCAGCCUGUAGCCGUAAUACUUCUGGCCCCCAGGCUGCCCAGUAAGGCAUAUUUAUACUUCUCCGAAAGCUGUCAGACAGCAAGAGCGAAUCUCCGAGCAUGGGAAACUCAUCUGUGGGACACAGCUACUCUUGAUCAUAUGGUGG
Molecule: messenger RNA, 1043 nt
Organism: Phanerochaete carnosa HHB-10118-sp
Lineage: Eukaryota; Fungi; Basidiomycota; Agaricomycetes; Polyporales; Phanerochaetaceae
Exons: 1
Source: RefSeq, a predicted model, not a curated record